Messenger RNA from Aricia agestis (brown argus), 699 nucleotides. Its product is annotated as cuticle protein 63-like. The record is from RefSeq and is a predicted model, not a curated record. The transcript has 4 exons. Bases 1 to 699 code for a protein of 232 amino acids. NCBI's taxonomy places the organism in Eukaryota, Metazoa, Arthropoda, Insecta, Lepidoptera, Lycaenidae.
AUGAAAACUUUUAUCGCAAUAUUGUUUGUGACUGCGUCGGUUCUGGCUGAACCGUCCAAGGUCGUGCAGAAGCGAAGCGGUCUCGUCGGCCAUUAUGGCGGACUUCUCUCCCACGGCUACGGCGUCGGGCCCGCCAUAGGCCAUGCCGUAGGACCCGCGUACGGCGGCCUGGCAUACGGCGGAGUGAGUGGAGUCGGGGUCAGUGGCCUGGCACUGUCGUCUGGCACGAUCAUUGGCGCGGACGUCCACACGACGGUCACGAAGCACGUCGGUGUGCCAGUACCAGCUCCGUACCCCGUGGCGGUGGAUAGACCAGUGGCUGUGCCAGUUAGGGUAGCAGUGCCAGUGCCAGUAGACCGUCCCUACGCAGUGCCAGUGCCAAGACCGUACCCCGUCGCUGUAGAGAAGCACGUAGCGGUGCCAGUCGACAGGCCCGUGCCAGUGCCAGUACCGCAUGCAGUGCCUGUGCCCGUUGUUAAACAGGUCGGAGUACCAAUUCCCCAGCCCUACCCGGUGCCAGUGGCGAAGCCAGUGGCUGUGCCAGUGCCCCAACCCUACGCCGUGCCAGUGGUCAAGUCGGUGAUCGGACCCAGCAUCAUCUCCGGCUACCACGGCGGCUAUGGCCACGGCGGCUACGGCCACGGCGGCUACGGCCACGGCUUAGGACUCCACGGCUUAGCGUCGAAACUCGGAUGGUAA